GCUGCAGGCAAGCCUGGCCACUGUUGGCUGCAGCAGGACAUCCCAGGCACAGCCCCUAGGGCUCUGAGCAGACAUCCCUCGCCAUUGACACAUCUUCAGAUGCUCUCCCAGCUAGCCAUGCUGCAGGGCAGCCUCCUCCUUGUGGUUGCCACCAUGUCUGUGGCUCAACAGACAAGGCAGGAGGCGGAUAGGGGCUGCGAGACACUUGUAGUCCAGCACGGCCACUGUAGCUACACCUUCUUGCUGCCCAAGUCUGAGCCCUGCCCUCCAGGGCCUGAGGUCUCCAGGGACUCCAACACCCUCCAGAGAGAAUCACUGGCCAACCCACUGCACCUGGGGAAGUUGCCCACCCAGCAGGUGAAACAGCUGGAGCAGGCACUGCAGAACAACACGCAGUGGCUGAAGAAGCUAGAGAGGUCCAUCAAGACGAUCUUGAGGUCGAAGCUGGAGCAGGUCCAGCAGCAAAUGGCCCAGAAUCAGACGGUCCCCAUGCUAGAGCUGGGCACCAGCCUCCUGAACCAGACCACUGCCCAGACCCGCAAGCUGACCGACAUGGAGGCUCAGCUCCUGAACCAGACAUCAAGAAUGGAUGCCCAGAUGCCAGAGACCUUUCUGUCCACCAACAAGCUGGAGAACCAGCUGCUGCUACAGAGGCAGAAGCUCCAGCAGCUUCAGGGCCAAAACAGCGCGCUCGAGAAGCGGUUGCAGGCCCUGGAGACCAAGCAGCAGGAGGAGCUGGCCAGCAUCCUCAGCAAGAAGGCGAAGCUGCUGAACACGCUGAGCCGCCAGAGCGCCGCCCUCACCAACAUCGAGCGCGGCCUGCGCGGUGUCAGGCACAACUCCAGCGUCCUGCAGGACCAGCAGCACAGCCUGCGCCAGCUGCUGGUGGUGUUGCGUGACCUGGUGCAAGAAAGGGCUAACGCCUCGGCCCCGGCCUUCAUAAUGGCAGGUGAGCAGGUGUUCCAGGACUGUGCAGAGAUCCAGCGCUCUGGGGCCAGUGCCAGUGGUGUCUACACCAUCCAGGUGUCCAAUGCAACGAAGCCCAGGAAGGUGUUCUGUGACCUGCAGAGCAGUGGAGGCAGGUGGACCCUCAUCCAGCGCCGUGAGAAUGGCACCGUGAAUUUCCAGCGGAACUGGAAGGAUUACAAACAGGGCUUCGGAGACCCAGCUGGGGAGCACUGGCUGGGCAAUGAAGUGGUGCACCAGCUCACCAGAAGGGCAGCCUACUCUCUGCGUGUGGAGCUGCAAGACUGGGAAGGCCACGAGGCCUAUGCCCAGUACGAACAUUUCCACCUGGGCAGUGAGAACCAGUUAUACAGGCUUUCUGUGGUCGGGUACAGCGGCUCAGCAGGGCGCCAGAGCAGCCUGGUCCUGCAGAACACCAGCUUUAGCACCCUUGACUCAGACAACGACCACUGUCUCUGCAAGUGUGCCCAGGUGAUGUCUGGAGGGUGGUGGUUUGACGCCUGUGGCCUGUCAAACCUCAACGGCGUCUACUACCACGCUCCCGACAACAAGUACAAGAUGGACGGCAUCCGCUGGCACUACUUCAAGGGCCCCAGCUACUCACUGCGUGCCUCUCGCAUGAUGAUACGGCCUUUGGACAUCUAACGAGCAGCUGUGCCAGAGGCCGGACCACACAGGAGAAGCUCGGACUUGGCACUCCUGGACAACCUGGACCCAGAUGCAAGACACUGUGCCACCACCUUCCCUGACACCCUGGGCUUCCUGAGCCAGCCCUCCUUGACCCAGAAGUCCAGAAGGGUCAUCUGCCCCCCCACUCCCCUCCGUCUGUGACAUGGAGGGUGUUCGGGGCCCAUCCCUCUGAUGUAGUCCUCGCCCCUCUUCUCUCCCUCCCCCUUCAGGGGCUCCCUGCCUGAGGGUCACAGUACCUUGAAUGGGCUGAGAACAGACCAAACUUGAUUCCCAUGACCAAUGGUGGGGUUGCAGGCAGGUGGGAAGGUAUUUGCACAUCGGAAGCUGCCCAGAUGGCCCAGGUUCUCUCCCUUGGAUUGGCAAGAAGGCCAUCUCCCAUUCUAUGCUCCUGUUCCAAGAUUUCCUAGUCUUGAGAUGUCCUUGAACUUUCUUUUCAAGUCUGAAGGGGCUGCAUCCACCCCUAAAUGGGUGGGUUAAUCAUUAUUUCCCCUUCACACUUCACCACUUCUAGGCUUUACCACUUCACCACUUCUAGGCUUUACCACUUCACCACUUCUAGGCUCCACCACUUCACCACUUCUAGGCUUUACCACUUCACCACUUCUAGGCUUUACCACUUCACCACUUCUAGGCUUUACCACUUCACCACUUCUAGGCUCCACCACUUCACCACUUCUAGGCUCCACCACUUCACCACUUCUAGGCUUUACCACUUCACCACUUCUAGGCUUUACCACUUCACCACUUCUAGGCUUUACCACUUCACCACUUCUAGGCUCCACCACUUCACCACUUCUAGGCUUUACCACUUCACCACUUCUAGGCUUUACCACUUCACCACUUCUAGGCUCCAAUGUUUGGAGCUCAGGGUCUUUAGGAGACCCAAAAGGACAUGCUCCUUCACCUCCAGCAUGUCCUAGAGGAUGUGUCACAGGGAAUAACUAUGGCUUGUCUCUAAAAGUACCUAUGAGCGAUGAGAAAAGGAAACAGCAGGUUAAGUCAAAGUGAAAAGGCACUCUUCACUGCAGGACUGAUCAGAGCCUUUAAUAUGGCCAAGUGCCUUGUGACUACCCAUGAAGGGGCUAGAGUGGGCAGCUUUGUCCAAAUUUACUUAUUUGAAAAUGGGCUCGGUUUGUCCCAGAGCAUCUCACAGGACUGUAGAUGCUCUUGGACAAAGCUAGUGCUCCCCUGGCAUAAGGAGGAGCCCUACGACCCCAUCCCCACCCCAGCUAUACUCACCCUUUUUGGCUACAAGGGCCACAGUGACAGCCUCAAACAACCUCUAAAAACAACUGGAAAUAACCUUUCAGUUAAAACAGAUACCAUCCCUGAAGAAGGGUCUAGAACUAAGUCCCUGUCUGUGUUAUAGGCUCAUGUCCUCCAAGGCUCCUUCAAGUCCCAGGAAGCUGAUCUCUACCUGGGUGGCUUCCCUCAGGACUCCCUGUAACCUCAACUCCCCCAGGCUCAAUUACAGGGACUGUUAGGCAGGACAUCUGUCUCCAAGUCCAGAUCCUCUCCGCCUCCAAGCCCUAACCCCUAGCCUCCCUCCCUUCCCCAUCCAGCAGUGAUGCUGCCUCUGUGGUGGUAGGUGGGGAGCUGCAGGGGAGGAGAUAAGGCCUCUGCCUGAGUUUGGGAGACCAGGGCCCUCAUAGCUUCUUUCAGAGGAUGGAGUCAGAAAGGAUCCACAGCUACUCUGUCACCUGCCCCCAUCACUGUGUCAUGCUGUCUGCCCUGUUGUCAUCAGCCAACACCCAGGCAUAGCCAGGAGCCCACCUGCCCUACCGCCAGGAUACACCUCUGUCCUCAGAAGGUUUUCUCCUGGAUGAGACUGAGCCAAUGGGAAUGGGACCCCUUCAUCCCCCUGGCUCGCCCCAGCCCUGAGUCCCACUCUCAGCUGAUCCUUGAGUAAACCCAGCACAGACUG
Molecule: messenger RNA, 3580 nt
Organism: Pan troglodytes (chimpanzee)
Lineage: Eukaryota; Metazoa; Chordata; Mammalia; Primates; Hominidae
Gene: ANGPT4
Product: angiopoietin 4
Exons: 9
Coding region: 100-1611 (503 amino acids)
Biological process (GO): blood coagulation
Source: RefSeq, a predicted model, not a curated record